UAACAGAUUCAAAGCAAUUUCGGAAAAUGAAGCUUGCAAUAUUUCUGGUUUUCCUUGGGGCAUUACUUUGCUUUAUUCAAGCAAAACCAGCCCAUGACCAAGAAAGACUAGAACAACUAGAACAAAAAGAAUUUUACAGGGAGAACAAAAAUGGCCGUGUACGACGAGCUGCUAUCAAAGAAAGAUGGCUUUGGCCCAAAGGAAAAGUGUACUACAGCUUUCACAAAAAUUUGAAUAAAGCUGGUCAAAACCUCGCCAUGAAAGCAAUGAGACACUGGAUGAAAAAAACUUGUUUGAGAUUUUACAAAAUAAGAAAGAAUUCUAAGAGAAAGUUUUACGCCGAGUUUAAGUAUGGUGGGGACUGCCGUGCAGCAAUUGGAUAUGCAAGGAAAACCAAGCAGCUAAUCUCAAUCGGAAGUAAAAAAAAACCUUGCUCAUUGGGCUCCACAAUACACGAAAUUGGACACACAGUUGGAUUCUUUCACGAGCAGGCGCGUCCUGACCGAGACCGGCAUAUAAAAGUUCUAUGGAAAAAUAUGAAACCAGGAAAAUGGGUCAAAGACCAAUUCAAAAAGGUUGAUAAGAAGUGGGUGAAUUCUCGUGGUCAUAACUACGACUACAAGAGCAUUAUGCAUUAUUCGCCUUGGCAAGGCGCUAAAGACAGGAAAUCACCUGUUAUGAAGCCCAAGAAAAAGGGGGCUAAAUUUGGUGGAAGAGACGAACUGAGUGACGGGGACAUCGCCCAAAUAAAAGACAUGUACAAAUGUAACGGUAAAGGUCAAAGCAAACUACCAGACUACAUUCCAUCUCCAGGCGAAGACGAAGAGAUUAACGAAGAAACAGAAGGACCAAAACCAGGAGAUGUCGAGGAAUAAUGAUAUGUCAAUUAUAACAAAAAUAAAAUAAAUAAAAAUGUAAUGUAAAAUGUAAAUAAGUUGAUUUGUCAUAGUAU
Molecule: messenger RNA, 952 nt
Organism: Exaiptasia diaphana
Lineage: Eukaryota; Metazoa; Cnidaria; Anthozoa; Actiniaria; Aiptasiidae
Product: nematocyst expressed protein 6
Exons: 8
Coding region: 27-875 (282 amino acids)
Biological process (GO): proteolysis
Molecular function (GO): zinc ion binding; metalloendopeptidase activity
Source: RefSeq, a predicted model, not a curated record